This is a messenger RNA of Dioszegia hungarica, 927 nucleotides long. RefSeq lists its product as uncharacterized. The coding region runs from base 1 to 927 and encodes 308 amino acids. The record is from RefSeq and is a predicted model, not a curated record. The transcript has 5 exons. Lineage: Eukaryota; Fungi; Basidiomycota; Tremellomycetes; Tremellales; Bulleribasidiaceae.
AUGACCUCCCCGGCUCCAGACCACCCCUACACCAUAGCCGUCACUGGCGCCUCUGGUCUCCUCGCUUCCGGCUUCAUCCGUCUCGCUCUGGAACAAGGACACCGGAUUGUCGCCUUGGACCGAAUGCCGACGGCACCGGCGCCUUCUUCCUUCCCUGCGUACACCUACACCCAGGUCGACCUGCUCGACUAUGACGCCUUCCUCUCUGUCGUCAAGGAAGGGGGAUGCGACGCGAUCGUCCACCUCGCUGCGGCGUGUCGGAAGCACGAUGGGUUUGGGAAUUAUCUCGAUGGGGGAUUGAAGGAGCGUGAGGUGUAUACCAUGAAUACGGCAAUGUCGUAUAACGCCUUGAGUAUCGCGGCGGAGCUGGGCAUCCAGCGGGUCGUCAUGGCGUCUAGCGUCAAUAGUAUCGGGAUGCUCUUCUCCAAGACGCCUCAGUUCGACUAUCUCCCGCUGGACGAGCAGCACGCGCAUUACCCGGAAGACGCGUACUCACUCGCCAAGCACGCCUCCGAGCUCCAAGCCUCCGCCCUGACCCGUCGCAACCCUCACCUCCCCCUCCGAAUCGCCUCGCUCCGAUUCCACUGGGUCGUCCCCACCCCGCUCGCCACCCCAUCAUCCAUCGCCUCGCACCUCGGCUCCCCCAAAGACCUCUUUGGCUGGGUAUCCGUCUCGUCCGCGUCCGAGGCUGUUCUUCUCGCCCUCACCGCGCCACUGACGACAUUUCCGGCGGGACACGAAGCUUUCUUUAUCGUUGCGCGGACGCUGUGCGGAGGGCGGACGCGCGAGGAGGCGAUAGCUGAGCUAGCGGGUGGAGUGGAGUGGCGCGGUGGGGAGGAGGGGAUGAGGGGGAAUGGGGGGUUGUUUGAUACGAGGAAGGCGGAGAGGAUGUUGGGAUGGGUAGACGAGGGGUAUCCGAUCGAGUAG